This is a messenger RNA of Cylindrotheca closterium, 410 nucleotides long. The record is from the annotation of a GenBank genome assembly. NCBI's taxonomy places the organism in Eukaryota, Bacillariophyta, Bacillariophyceae, Bacillariales, Bacillariaceae.
AAGCCAAAGAAGUGAUGGAAGGAAUUGGAAGGGUAUUCAAGUUCAAGAAAGGGAAGAUUGAACCUCCAGAAAGCUACCUGGGAGCUAGGUUACGAAAGAAGACUUUGGAUGGACACGACAUGUGGACGAUGUCAAGUUAUGACUACGUUAUGGCAGCAGUCAAAAACGUCAAGGAAACAUUAAAGGACAGCCCAAAAUGGAAAGUGCCCAAGAAUGCGCCAACGCCGAUGACUAGUGCCUAUGAACCGGAGAUGGAUGGAUCAAGCGAAUUUGGACGAGAAGACCAUACCUACUUCCAAGAGUUGAUUGGGAUAUUACGAUGGGCGACAGAGAUUGAACGAGUCAAUAUCUUACUGGAAGUAUCACUCCUGAGCCAGUAUCAAGCAGCUCCAAGGGAAGGACACAUGUAA